Molecule: messenger RNA, 936 nt
Organism: Sorex fumeus (smoky shrew)
Lineage: Eukaryota; Metazoa; Chordata; Mammalia; Eulipotyphla; Soricidae
Product: olfactory receptor 2G3-like
Exons: 2
Coding region: 1-936 (311 amino acids)
Biological process (GO): G protein-coupled receptor signaling pathway
Cellular component (GO): membrane
Molecular function (GO): G protein-coupled receptor activity; olfactory receptor activity
Source: RefSeq, a predicted model, not a curated record
AUGGGCUGGAGCAAUAGCACCGUGGAUGAUGGAUAUCUUGUCUUGCUCGGAUUCUCAGACCAGCCCCAAUUGGAGUUUAUCCUUUUCGUGGUGGUUUUGGUGUCCUACCUUCUGACAAUUGUUGGGAACUCAGCCAUCAUCCUUAUUUCCCGUUUAGAUGUCAAACUCCACACACCCAUGUAUUUCUUCCUCACCAACCUCUCCUUACUUGACCUGGGCUUCACCACCAGUGCUGUCCCUCAGUUACUGUGGAAUUUGAAGGGACCAGCCAAGACCAUCACCUGGACUGGCUGCGCCAUACAACUCUAUGUGUUCUUGGCACUGGGUUCCACGGAAUGUGUCAUCCUGACUGUCAUGGCAUUUGAUCGCUAUGUCGCUGUGUGCAAACCUCUCAAUUACACCACCAUCAUGCACCCCUCCUUUUGCAAGGCCCUAGCAGGAUUGGCAUGGGUAAGUGGAAUAUUAAACAGUCUCCUGCUAGUAACGACCACACUCCGACUUCCUCGAUGUGGACAUCACCAUGUGGAUCACUUUUUAUGUGAAGUGCCUGCCAUGGUCAAGUUGGCAUGUGUUGACACACAUACAAAUGAGGUUCAGCUUUUUGUGGCCACACUAGUUCUCCUCCUUAUUCCUAUGUUAUUGAUACUGCUCUCUUAUGGACUUAUUGUGCAAGCAGUGGUAAAACUUAAGUCAGUCCAAGCUUGGCGCAAGGCACUAGGGACCUGUGGUUCUCAUCUAAUAGUGGUGUCCUUCUUCUUUGGAACUGGCUCGGUCAUAUACAUCAAACCACAGAAAUACUAUGGCUAUGUCGACGGAAAGUUCCUUACACUCUUUUAUGGAGUUUUAACUCCCACCCUCAAUCCCCUCAUAUAUACUCUCAGGAAUAAGGAUGUGAAGGGAGCUAUGAGGAGAUUGUUGAGAAUAGACAAGAACUGA